UAAGAACAGAAGCUGUGAUUGGUUGAAUGAGACAGCCUCGCUCUGCAGGUCUCUCAGCGUGGACAUUGAGUGAAGAUGGCGACCUGGUGUGUGCGUGCGAUCAGACAGGGCUCCUCUAUCAUAGCGUCCCCUUUACUUGUAAGGGCGACUCCACGCCUCCUUUGCACAGCAGCCCAACAGAAAAGCUCAGGAACUGGGACUGAAGAAGAGAAACCAGAGCCCAGUGCAGCUGAGAAAGCCUUCAUAGAAGAAAAGACACAACUGGAAGAACAGCUGAAAGAUAUUACGGAUAAAUACAAGCGGGCACUAGCAGACACUGAGAACCUUAGGCAAAGGAGUCAAAAGAUGAUUGAUGAUGCUAAGCUUUAUGGAAUCCAGGGCUUCUGUAAAGAUCUCUUGGAGGUGGCUGACAUCUUGGAGAAGGCAACCGAAAGCGUACCAAAAACUGAAAUAUCUACUGCAAAUCCGCACCUGAAAAAUCUUUAUGACGGCCUUGUAAUGACUGAGGUGCAGAUCCAAAAGGUCUUCCAAAAACACGGCCUUGUUAAGCUUAACCCUGAUGGUCAGAAGUUUGACCCUUAUGAGCAUGAGGCUGUCUUUCAUGCACCUAUUGAGGGCAAGGAGCCAGGUACCAUAGCUGUAGUUACCAAAGUAGGCUACAAGCUGCACGGUCGCAACCUCCGGCCAGCUCUGGUGGGUGUAGUCAAAGCCCCCUAACUGGUCGUACACACUAUGCUGGUUAUUGCCUGGUCAACUGAUCGGUUUCUGUAAUUUAGCUGAUCUUAGGUUUCACAUUUUCUUUCUUUGUUAAAGGUGCCUCUGAGAGGUGAAAUCCAAUAUAUUGACUUGUGUGUGGUAGAAGAUUCGGAGAAUUGAAUCUGUGAAUUGAAUUGGCUUUAACAGUAUUCUCUGGAGGAUCGUUCGUUACCAUUCCAGGGACUUGUGAGAUCUAAAGAAACAGAAUCUUUUGAAGAAUCUAAAGCUUUUAAAGAAACACUGCAGCAUAUUACCUUGUUGAACACAUUUUAUGCUUAUUAAACGUAUUUGCUCUUAUUAAUUACUUUACUGAAGAACGUAACCAGUUUGGUGAUGUCUAUGACAGCAGUUGUGAGAUUCCACUUUUUUUUUUUUCAGUGUUAUGCAGGUUUUUGAAUUUUUGUAUGAGAGAAUAGUUAGUCUUCUUUACAGAACUUGGAGUAAUAUUUUAUCCAAAAA
Molecule: messenger RNA, 1215 nt
Organism: Sinocyclocheilus grahami
Lineage: Eukaryota; Metazoa; Chordata; Actinopteri; Cypriniformes; Cyprinidae
Product: grpE protein homolog 1, mitochondrial-like
Exons: 4
Coding region: 76-717 (213 amino acids)
Biological process (GO): protein folding; protein import into mitochondrial matrix
Cellular component (GO): PAM complex, Tim23 associated import motor
Molecular function (GO): protein homodimerization activity; protein-folding chaperone binding; adenyl-nucleotide exchange factor activity
Source: RefSeq, a predicted model, not a curated record